Chondrus crispus (carragheen) is the source of this 1903-nucleotide messenger RNA. Its product is annotated as Putative plastid phytoene desaturase. The record is from RefSeq and is a predicted model, not a curated record. Gene Ontology annotation, biological process: carotenoid biosynthetic process. Lineage: Eukaryota; Rhodophyta; Florideophyceae; Gigartinales; Gigartinaceae. Gene Ontology annotation, molecular function: phytoene dehydrogenase activity.
AAUUCGUGCGCCAAGUACCUCGAGGAGGCCGGCCAGCAGCCAGUCGUGUACGAGGCGCGCAACGUGCUCGGCGGCAAGGUCGCCGCCUGGAAGGACGCCGACGGCGACUGGUACGAGACCGGCCUGCACAUCUUCUUCGGCGCCUAUCCCAACGUCCUCAAGCUCUUCGACGAGCUCGGCAUUCAGGACCGCCUCCAGUGGAAGGACCACGCCAUGAUCUUUAAUGUUCAGCAGUCCGACGAGGAGCGCGCGCCCGGCCCGGAUGGCCUCGUCCACACACAACCCGUCUACUCUAGGUUCGACUUUCCGGACAACUUGCCCGCGCCGCUUAACGGCAUUCUCGCCAUUUUGAGGAAUAACGACCUCCUCACAUGGGAGGAGAAGAUCAGGUUUGCGAUCGGGUUGCUGCCCGCUAUUGUCCUCGGGCAGGACUAUGUGGAAAAGUGCGACGAGCUGUCGUGGACCGAGUGGCUGCGGAAGCAGGGCAUUCCGGAGCGCGUCAACGACGAGGUUUUCAUGGCCAUGUCCAAGGCUCUCAACUUCAUCGGCCCGGACGACAUCUCCACCACCGUCAUCCUGACCGCCCUCAACCGCUUCCUGCAGGAGAAGGACGGCUCCAAGAUGGCCUUCCUGGACGGCUCGCCGACUGAGCGCCUGUGCGAGCCGAUGGUGAGCCACAUCGAGGAGAAGGGGGGGCAAGUCUUUCUACGCAAGCCGCUCAAGGAGGUGCGCCUCAACCCGGACGGCUCCGUCAAGGAGCUGGUCAUCCGCGGCAUCGGCGCCGGUGUGCCGGACGAAAUCGUCCGCGCCGACGCGUACGUUAGCGCCAUGCCCGUCGACAUCCUCAAGCUCCUGCUGCCCGACCAGUGGAAGUCGCUUGACGCCUUUGCGGGGCUCAAGAACUUGGUCGGCGUCCCCGUAAUCAACCUGCAUCUAUGGUUUGACCGCAAGCUCACCGACGUCGACCACCUCCUCUUUUCAAGAAGCCCGCUGCUCUCCGUGUACGCGGACAUGUCCAACACGUGCCGCGAAUACGAAAACCCGGACCGGAGCAUGCUCGAGCUCGUGCUCGCCCCGGCGAAAGACUACAUUGGCAAGAGCGAUCAGGAUAUCGUCGACGUCACCAUGAACGAGCUGGAGAAGCUCUUUCCGCAACACAUUGGGCCCCUUGCGGCCGAACCGGCAAAGCUGCUAAAAUAUCAUGUCGUCAAGACGCCCCGCAGCGUGUACAAGACGACAAAGGGACUACAACCGUCGCGGCCGACGCAGAAGACUCCCAUUUCAAACUUUUUCUUGGCUGGCGAUUACACGUUGCAGAUGUACCUCGCGUCUAUGGAGGGGGCCGUGCUCAGUGGGAAAUUAGCGGCAAAGGAGAUUGUCGGGGCGGUGGAAACAGCUGUCAGGAAGGGCAUCGAAGCAAAGCAGGCAUUUAGGUAAAGAUCGUUAGCGGGAGAAUCCCGGUGCCACGGAGACGGGACGCCGGUUGUCGGGUGCGAAGAGGGUUGACAAGACCGCGUCGUUCCGACAAAGAAGGCGGAGAUCUAAAUGCCAGGGCGUGACAAGGAAGUGUAUUCGCAUGGGGCUGGCUUGCGUCAUUGAAAUGAAGCAUGGCUUGCAAGCCUUGUUUCUUUUGCAUAUACCUUGCAUACAGCCCCAUACGUGCACCGCUGGUGAUUUAUAGCGUAAGACUUACCGUGUACACGCGAAUUCACGCGAAAGAUAUUUAAGCGAAAUGAGAACAUCUGCAUCUUUCAGUCAAGAUGAGCGGACAACCUAUUGUAACCUUGCCCAGCCGACGUCCCCGGGAGCGGCAUCUCGUUCAUAACUCCUGAAGGGCAUUGCUAGUAGUAGUCAUGGAGGGCUUAAAACUCGAUCAGGUUGUGCGAUUGAGUCGCAAGCUUUU